Messenger RNA from Mugil cephalus (flathead mullet), 6901 nucleotides. Its product is annotated as macrophage mannose receptor 1. Bases 142 to 6633 code for a protein of 2163 amino acids. The record is from RefSeq and is a predicted model, not a curated record. NCBI's taxonomy places the organism in Eukaryota, Metazoa, Chordata, Actinopteri, Mugiliformes, Mugilidae. The transcript is spliced from 50 exons. Gene Ontology annotation, molecular function: signaling receptor activity; carbohydrate binding.
CAGAGCUCAUCGCACACACACAAACACACUAACACACACACAGACACACACACAGUCCUGGGGGGUGAGUUUGGAGACGAACUAUAAGCUACUAGGAUGUUCAGAAAUACACCUUGAGAGGCCAACACAGAAAAGUAAAGAAUGGACAGAAGACUAACAACGCUUCUGAAGCUGCUCAGCUUUGCUGCACUUCUUGGUUGUGCUCGGAGCCAGUGUAAACCAGGCUGGAGGGAGUACCAAGACACAUGUUACUACUUUUCAACUGACACAAAGUCGUGGCCGGAGGCCAACGCCUUUUGUCUGGAGCAGAACAGCAACCUGAUGAGCAUUCAGAACAUUCAAGAGAGGUUAUGGGUGAGGACACAAAUCGGCACGGAUUCCUACUGGUUCGGCCUGAAUGACCAAGUCGUAGAAGGUGUCUACGAGUGGAGCGAUGGGAGUCCUUUCAUAGUAUACCUAUCAUUCUGGAUGCUGGGCCAGCCUGAUGACUAUAAUAAUGAGGACUGUGGGGUGAUAUCAGGAAGUGACAGUGGACACUGGAAAGACGAAAACUGCAGCAACAAGUUUAAAUACAUUUGCAAGCACGUCAAUGAAAACCCUGGUCCACACUGUGACUUAGCCAGUGGCUGGAGGCAGCAUGGCUCCCAGUGCUACAAGCUUAAGGCGGACACCAGGAAGAGUUGGGCUGCAGCCCGGGCCGACUGCGUGCAGGAGGGGGGGGACCUAGUCUCCAUCAUGGAUGUGGAAGAAAACAAUUAUGUGACAGGAUCGCAGGAUCAAACACAUCUUGACACCUGGAUUGGGCUUUCCACUCUGAAAUGCAACAGGAUUUCAUGUCAAGUCGAAUCGGGGAACCCUAACUUUGCCUGGUCUGACUCUCAACCGGCGUCGUACAGAAACUGGGCCGGAGCUGCACCCACGCCUGACCCUGCAGGCUCGUGUGUCGCGAUAAUAAGAGACACAUCGGACACUUUUGGAAAGUGGAGGUCCCACCAGUGCAGACACGAGCGUCCUUACAUGUGUGAACGUCCUCUGAACACCAUCUGCGCUUCUGGCUGGCUGAGCUUCAACGGCAGUUGUUACUGGUUCGUCAGCAACAUCAACCGCUUGACGACCUGGCACGAAGCUUCCAACGCGUGUGAAGAAAUGGGGGCUCACCUGCUCAUUAUAAACAAUCAAGAAGAGCAGUUUUUCAUAAACGGGAAGCUCCCCGACUUCCAUCAAGUGGACAUCCCCGACAUCUGGAUCGGUUUAUCAGACAUGUACAAGGACGGGGAUUUCAAAUGGGUGGAUAAAACCACGACCAAGUACUCAAACUAUGGUCCUGGUUGGCCCAGAAACACCCAAGGCAGCUGGGACUGUGGACAGAUCUUCACCGGCAACUACGAGGGCAAAUGGGAAACAACCAACUGCUUCAAGAGCCUGGGCUACGUUUGUGAAAUGACCGGUGGACAGAACCCGAAGCCUCCUUCUCCUCCUGACUCCCACUGUGAUCCUGGAUAUUUGCUGUACGGGAACUUCUGCUAUCAUUUUGAGUCGGAGAACGUGAAAAACUGGCACGACGCCGAGGCUCGCUGUAAAAAUGAGCAGGGUCACCUGGUCAGCGUGCACUCACAGGAAGAGCUGAGCUUCCUGACCGCUCACAUGCCGGGGGAAGGCUGGAUGGGUUUGAACGACAUCAACGCAGAGGGCCAGUUUGUGUACACCGAUGGAACACCAGCGGACCUCGUCCAGUGGGCUACGGGCCAGCCAGACAACUUUGAGGACGAGGACUGCGUGCUCAUCUAUGGAAUGAAUCACGACCAACCUGGGAAAAUGAGUGACGCCGUCUGCUCCACCACAAAGGACUAUAUCUGCAAAAAAGCCAAGGGACAAGGACCCCCGCCUCAGCCUCCAACGUCUGGACCAGGAUGGAACGACAAAUGUGGCUCUUGGACGGCGGAUCCUUUCAACGACUACUGCUACCUGUUUAACUUCCUGUCCACGAGGACGUGGGCGGAGGCCCGGGCCGACUGUGUCAACCAGGGAGGAGACCUCAUUAGCAUCACCGACCCCUAUGAACAGGCCUUCGCACAGGGUUUGAUCCAGCAGAGUCCCACUGGGAUCUCCAUGUGGACGGGCGGCCACGACUCCAUCACCGACAGCGGCUGGGAGUGGACGGACGGCUCUCCUUUCAGAUACGUCCGCUGGAAUACAGGUGACCCGGACAACCUCUACGGCGAAGACUGCCUGUCCAUACUUAUCAACAACGGCUACUGGACUGACGAAAACUGCCAGAACAAAAGAGGAUACAUCUGCAAGAGGAGAGGAAACACACCUAAGCCUCCUCCACCUCAUGAUGGUUUCAUGACGGCGCUGGUGUGCCAGGACUCGAGCGCCGUCCUCCAUUGUCCACAGGAAAGUGUAAUUAACAUCCAGUCUGUCUUCUACGGACGGAGGAGUCAGGACAUCUGUCCACAUCUGGGUGAUUCAGGAGGCAGCUGCACCGUAUCAGGCCUUCUUCCUAAAUAUAGAAAGAUGUGCGACAACCGUCCUUUCUGCUUCGCGUACGCUCACGUGGAUCAGGACCCCUGUCCCACCGUUUCCAAGUACCUUGAGAUCGUCUACAGCUGCGAGCAGAAAGUGUGUCUACAAGGCCUGGGUUUGGAGAACGAGACCAUCCCCGACAGCCAGCUCUCUGCCUCCUCCUCCCUCGGUUCCUUCACUGCCAGCCAAGGUCGUCUGAAUGGAAAUUCCUGCUGGAUGCCUUCGGGAAACCCUACUUCGAGCUGGUUCCAGGUGAAUUUGGGCGAGAUCAGAAAAGUCACCGGGAUCGUGAUCCAGGGUUGUCCUCAGAACGACAACUGGGUCACCAAAUUUAAACUCCAGCACAGUAAGAAUGGAGCAACCUGGACGAACUACGAGGCCGAUGGAGGGGUUUUCCCAGGCGCAAUAGACAGAGACACCCCUGACACUCAGCUGCUGGGAACGCCCGUGUCGGCUCGGUUCAUCCGCGUCCUUCCCAUGGAGUUCAGCGGCCAAGCAGGCCUUCGCUUAGAAGUCUUAGGAUGCACACCUGACUAUGCAGUAACGUGCGCCACCAAGCCCAGCUUCAACUUCACUGAUAAAAUGACCGUCCACUGUCCGGCAAACUGCGCCCGUGAGGAUUACACGGUGUUUGGCACCACAGUGUAUCGCGGGGACUCAAACAUCUGUGCAGCAGCCAUCCACGCUGGAGUCGUGCUAAACGAGAACGGAGGAGACUGCACCUUGUUGAAAACCAAAGGACCGGACUCCUACAUCGCCUCCACCCGGAACGGAAUCACAUCCAGAGAGUUUAACGGAAACUACGACGUGUCUUACACUUUUGCUGAUGGAGAGUUGAGGUGUUCAGGACUUGACUGGUACGAGUUUGGGGAUUUCUGCUACAAACCUUUUCAAAACAAGAAGACGUGGCACGACGCUCAGAACACCUGCAAGGAUCUUGGCGCCAACCUGGCGUCCAUCCUGUCGGUGCAGGAGCAGAGCUGGGUGGAGAGCUACCUGUACAUGGCCACCGACAAUGUGUGGACUGGUUUGAAUGACCUGCUCAUCCCUGGUUGGUUCACCUGGUCUGAUGAACACUUGGCGACCUUCACCUACUGGGCUCCAGGGCAACCAAACAACCACGAAGGGUUCAGCGAGAACUGUGUGGAGAUGUCAUACCAGUCGGGUCGAUGGAACGACCAGUCCUGCUCAGAGCUAAACACCUACAUAUGCAAAACGCCCAAAGCACACUACCCAGUUCCUUCUGUGAAGCCCACCGUGUACGGAUGUCCUGAGGGAUGGAGUGCGUACGGCUACUCCUGCUACUGGAUGGAGGAGGCCACCAUGACCUGGUCUGACGCUAAAGACUUCUGCACAGCCAAGGACGGCUUCUUGCUGCACAUCGGAGACGUCUACGAGCAGUCGCACUUUACCGUGGCGCUGGCAGGAAAGACCGGCAUGUGGUGGAUUGGCUUGCGUGCGCGCGGCGGGACGAGCGGCGGCGUGGACUACGUCUGGGACAACGGCUCGCCCCUCACCUUCACUCACUGGGACAGAAACCAGCCAGAUAACACUGAUGGCACGUGUGUGGCCAUGACAACGGGUCAGGUUGGCGGUUUCUGGGAUGACAAGCAGUGCUCGGAGAAAUUCGCCUUCUUCUGCGAAAAGCACAGGCCGGACAUCAGCCCGCCCACCCAGCCUCCCACUCCGCCACCUUCCCAGGGCUGUGCUAACGGCUGGACGGCCCUGCCUCACUUCAGGCACUGCUACAGGCUCUUCCACAACGUGGACUGGUCCAUGAAGAAGAGCUGGCAAACGGCGCACCAGGACUGUGUGGCCAGAGGGGCUAACCUGGUCAGCAUCCACAGCCAGGAGGAGGAGGAGUUUCUGUCCCUGUACACCAAGGGCACCAGCAAGUGGAUCGGCCUCAAGCACAACCCUACGGAAGGAGGAUACUCCUGGAGCGACGGCACGCCCGUGUCCCACACCAACUGGGGUCCCGGCGAGCCCAACAACCACGACGACCGCGAGGACUGCGUGGAGAUGGUGAGCAACUUCAACGGGACCUUCUCCUGGUGGAACGACCUCAACUGCGACGCUCAUCAGGACUGGAUAUGCAUGAUCGCCAAAGGGAAGAACCCCGUCGAGCCACCGGAGCCUCCAUCUCCUGUCCCAGCUCCUGAGUGUGGCUCCAACCCCGGCUGGAGGAAGAACAACGACAUCUGCUACUACUACAACGACACCGACAUCGUGGACUUCCACACGGCGCAGAGGCGCUGCUACGCCGAGAAGGCCAGACUCGUCUCCAUCCUCGACAAAAACGAACAGGCCUACGUUAACAGCAUGGUGGGAACAGGGGAGGUCGCUGCAGCCUGGAUUGGAAUGAGGGUGUUGGGCAUCGCAAGUGAACAAUACAUAUGGGUCGACCACUCCCCUGUGACCUACACCCACUGGGGUUCGGGCGAGCCCAACAACGCCAACGGGGAGGAACAGUGCGUUCAGAUGCACAGACUUCAAGGUGGAUGGAACGAUGCCAACUGCGGUCGGCCCGAAGCGGGAUACGUCUGCAAGAAGUUCCCCGGAGAUGACCACACCCCUGCUCCACCCACACAGCCCUGGGAGGGAAACUGCCCUGAAGGUUGGAUGCGUUUUAAGGACAAGUGCUUCAUGUUCAAAGGGAAGAAGGACGAUAUCAAAGCCAACUGGUCUUACGCUCGGAGCUGGUGCAGAGAUCAGGGAGGAGACCUGGCCGUUAUCGAUAACCAGUAUGAGAAUGACUUUGUGACCAGUUACCUGAAGGACCUGGAGCACCCAACGUGGAUCGGCCUCACGGAUCUGUUGGUGGAGAACCAGUACGCCUGGAGCGACGGGGUCAGCCCGGUGCUGUACACCAACUGGAACGACAAGGAGCCCAACAACGCGGGAGGAACGGAACACUGCGUGGCCUUGACUCACAGCAUCGUGUCGAGCGGGAAAUGGAACGAUGACGCCUGUCACAAGGAGCAAAGCUUCGUCUGCUCCAGGAUGAAAUCAAGUAGCAUCGACCCUCCCCAAACACACAACCCCUGCCCGGACGGCUACGCCUCCUGGUACCAGAACUGCUACAAGCUGGUGGAGGAGGCGGCCACCUGGGACGCCGCUCAGGCAGCCUGCCAGGGGGAGGGCGGGAACCUGGUCAGCAUCGACAUGAGCUACGACCAAGCCUUUGUCGCCGGCGUGGUCCUGCAGGGAAAAGCUGACGCGUGGAUCGGACUCAAGCGUAAGGAAGACGGCUUCUACGGGUGGACAGACGGCUGGCCGGUGUUUUUCACACAGUGGGGACCGGGAGAGCCCUCCAACAUCGAGAAUGAGGGCUGCGUUAGCAUGCACGCCUCCAGAUUUUUCCACGGGACCUGGAACGACACCAAGUGUGACCUGUCUAAACCCUUCAUCUGCAAGAUAUCCUCAGAGAAACCGCCACCGACUCCCGCCCCUGAAGACGGGAAGUGUUUGCCGUUCGCGGUCCCCUACGGCCGCUACUGCUACUACGUGUACAACGGCCAGCAGGGCUUCUCCUGGCCCGAGGCCCGGCACUACUGCCAGUCGGGCAACUCGGAGCUGGUCUCCAUUCACAGCAGAGCGGAGCUGGAGUUCAUCAGGAACCUCAACUACACCAAAUAUCACCACGUCUGGAUCGGCCUCACGCGCGACAACAACUUCGGCUGGGGGUGGACAGAUCAGACGCCCGUGGAGUUUCUCAACUGGGCCCCCGGAGAACCCAACACGGCCUUUCACCCCGGACAGGCGGGCGAGGAGAAAUGUGUGGAGAUGUACCAGGACGGACGGUGGAACGACAACAACUGUCUGGAGAAGAGAGGGUUCGCUUGCCGCCACCGCAAAUUUUUCGCAACAGAUGAAGACAAAAAUCCAAUUUUUCCAACUGAUGAUCCAGGCAUCAGCCAUGGAAACGGAGCUGUAGUCGGCGCCGUCAUCGGAGCCGUCGUGUUCAUCUGCUUGAUCCUCGUAGCGCUCUUCUACGUGUUCAAAGUGCGCGGAUACAAACUGAGCAGCCUGAGCUUUCCGACGAGAUCCAGUAAAAUCGAUGUGCCUGCUUUCAACAACCCCAACUUUGGAGAAUCGGACUCAUAAAUCACCAGGCUUUGUACAGAACAUCAACGUGGACGCUUUUUUCUUUUUUUUUUAAACAAAUAAUUGUAGCUUAAAAGUCUCUGGAGUUUUGCAUUUGUUAUCGAGGUCAUUUAAAAUGGUGGCGUAGUAUUGAGGUGUUUCUAAUUUUGUGUCUCAUUUACAAACAUGAAAAUAUAGGGCAAACUAAUAUACGUGACACAACUAAAUUCAUCUUCUACUGUGUAAAUCUUUUCUUUGGGAUAAAUAAAAAAAAGUAAAUGACAGUAAA